AGCAGGUGGGCAGCCCGCUUUUGGCAUUUCCGCUUACGGUCACACCGCUCAGCUGAUUUCGAAAAUACGUUUUCCAGUGAGCAACCCCGUCGCCAGUUAUUUUCGUCACUUAUUUUCAUUAUUUCGACGCGAGUGGUUCGUUCCGUGCGGUUUUAUUUACGAUUUAUCGUGUGUGUCGCACCGAAAUGAUACUGGAAGCGGAGCAUCCGCAUCAGCGCGCUGCAAACGCCGCCGAAGCGAUUCGCGAAUCGCACAUCCGCUGGCGCUUAAAUCAUUUAACUGCUUUAAAUGCCUCAAAAAACCAUUCGCGUGUCAAGUGCAGCGGUCGUGUGGUCAGUCGAAAUCACUAUUUCAAGCAUAGUCGCGCAUUUAUGUGGUUCCUGCUCUGCAAUUUGUUGGUGGGCGUGGACCGUGUCCACUCCCAGCUGCUCAUCAACGUUCAAAAUCAGGGCGGCGAGGUGAUCCAGGAGAGCAUUACCUCCAACAUUGGCGAGGACCUGAUAACACUGGAGUUUCAGAAAACCGACGGAACGCUCAUCACCCAGGUCAUCGACUUUCGCAAUGAGGUUCAAAUCCUCAAGGCUUUGGUGCUGGGCGAGGAGGAGCGUGGCCAGAGCCAGUACCAAGUCAUGUGCUUCGCCACCAAGUUCAACAAGGGCGACUUCAUCUCCUCGGCGGCCAUGGCCAAGCUGCGCCAGAAGAAUCCCCACACCAUUCGCACUCCCGAGGAGGACAAGGGCCGGGAGACCUUCACCAUGAGCAGCUGGGUGCAGCUGAACCGCUCCCUGCCCAUCACGCGCCACUUGCAGGGCCUCUGCUCGGAAGCUAUGGACGCCACCUACGUGCGGGAUGUGGACCUCAAGGCCUGGGCGGAAUUGCCAGGCUCCUCGAUUUCCAGCCUGGAGGCGGCCACCGAGAAGUUCCCGGACACGCUAUCCACGCGCUGCAACGAGGUGAGCAGCCUGUGGGCGCCCUGCCUGUGCAACCUGGAGACCUGCAUCGGCUGGUAUCCCUGCGGGCUCAAGUACUGCAAGGGCAAGGGGGUGGGAGCGGGGGCCGACUCUUCGGGCGCACAGCAGCAGGCUCAGCAGACGAAUUAUCGCUGCGGCAUCAAGACCUGCCGCAAGUGCACACAGUUCACCUAUUAUGUGCGGCAGAAACAACAGUGCCUCUGGGAUGAAUGACGACGCGGCGAGCUGCAGCUGAUGCAGAUGCAGAUGCGGUGUGCCAGGCGGCGCAAUGGUAGCGAUGAUGGCAAUACCUGCCCGGGAGUUUCGAGCGAAACAAGAGCACCAGCAGCAGCAACAGCAGCAACACAGGCGACAAUAAAUGGAGCAGCAGGAGCGGCAGGAUCUGGGAAAGAUACUACUACGACAACAACGACGACCAACAAAUUACGCCAACUGCUUUUGUUGGUCCAGCAGCAGAUGCCUUUUGCUCUGUGGAGUUUUCCGGUCCAUCACAUUUCCCAGCCCCAUUCCCGUUCCCAUUCCCACUCCCAAUCUCAACACAAAACCAACGAGCAGCAGCACCAUCAGCAUCAUUCUCAGGUUGCCCCCACUGCGCAUCACCCGUCAUCAUCAUCAUCAUCAUCAGCAUCAUCCGCAAUGGCCGCCAUCGUUGCGUGAUAAUGAACGCUUGAGAUACCCAACAUCCCCAAUCCACUACACGACCAGAAAAAAAUAAACGAGUGUUGACACUUUUUCCGCUCACCAUUCAAGAUUCUGGACACCCCGCCACCACAGGAAAAAAAGAAAGGAGUUAAGCGAACAAAAAAUGUAAAAAUGUGCUUCUGUAUACUAUGUAUAUAUAUAUAUGUAUAUUUAACGAUGAUUAGCUUUUAGCCAGCUUACGUUUUACGCUUAUGCCUGAUUUUGUUUUAGACCUAGGUUAGGUGUUCUUAAUCAAUUUAAACCGAAGCGAGCUCUCUGAAUUAAAGGUUAAGCACGUUUGAUA
Molecule: messenger RNA, 1956 nt
Organism: Drosophila gunungcola (fruit fly)
Lineage: Eukaryota; Metazoa; Arthropoda; Insecta; Diptera; Drosophilidae
Gene: oaf
Product: out at first protein
Exons: 4
Source: RefSeq, a predicted model, not a curated record